Messenger RNA from Acanthosepion pharaonis, 2751 nucleotides. Lineage: Eukaryota; Metazoa; Mollusca; Cephalopoda; Sepiida; Sepiidae. The record is from the annotation of a GenBank genome assembly.
AUGGCUGCGAGGUGGAGUAUCGAACAUUUUAUUAAAGACCUGAAAGAUCUUCAGGCUACUACCAUGGCUGUUGAUUGUCUUGGACAGUGGGUUCUUCUUGGAGGAAAAAGAGCCCUCACUUUAGUCAGUUUAGCAAAUAUGAACAAUGUUAGAAAGAUUGAACGUAUCAGCAAAUAUGACAUCAGUUGUAUUCAGUGGAAUCCGCAUCCAAUUGCCGCACAAAAGUUUGCUGUGGCUUGUGGCCAGAAACUAGAUGUUUAUCAUUGGCAAGAUGGUGGAAACAGCAGUAAACCAAUGUGUACAAUGAAAGCUCACUCAAGAGUGGUCAGUGAUUUGGAUUGGUCACCAUUUGAUGUUAACAUCAUUGCUUCCUGCUCUGUGGAUUCUUAUACUUAUCUCUGGGAUGUACGAGAACCAAGAAAACCUUCUGGCUCUUUUCAAACAGUUGCUGGGGCUUCCCAAGUUCAGUGGAACAAAGUAACAAACAAUACAUUUGCUACAACACAUGAAGGAGAUGUGAGAAUCUGGGAUCCUAGGAAAGGAAACUUGGCUGUUCAUUACAUUGCUGCCCAUCCGUCCAAGAUCUAUGGCCUGGAUUGGAGUCCAUUUUCAGAAUAUAAUCUGGCCACCUCUAGUCAAGACCAUACAGUGAAGUUUUGGGAUGUGACAAGUUUAAAGCGUCAAGAAGAGAUAUUAUUCUCUGGAUCUCCUGUUUGGAAAGCUCGAUAUACUCCAUUCCAAACUGGUCUAGUGACAGUUGUCUUACCUCAGCUGACAAGAGAACCAUACUUGAACCUCUGGAAUAUUUCCAACCUUAAACAACCUGUUCAUACAUUUGUUGGCCAUGGAGAUGUUGUAUUAGAUUUCCAUUGGAGGAAUAAAGCAGAAGAGAGCACAGAUUAUCAACUUGUUACUUGGUCCAAAGAUCAAAGUCUGAGAAUCUGGAAUAUUGAUCUCAACAUGCAAAAGUUGUGCCGUCCUGAUGCAGCCAGUGUAAUGGAGAACAAUGGCGAGGAUACACCUAUGAUGGAAUACGACGCAUUAAGACCCACUGUUAUUUCAGCCAGUGCUCCAGUAGGAGAACCUUCCUUUACUUCAAUAUUUCAGCCACAGACACUACUACAAGAAUUUUCAUUAGUCAACAAGGACAUUCCCAAAGUUGUGGUUGAAAAAAUGGAUGCUGGUAGCCGAACAUGUACAGUCAGUGCUAUUAGUGGACGUCAGACAGUAUCGCUGGUUGUGACUUUCCCUGUAAAUUAUCCAAACAAUGCAGCCCCCACUUUUGAGUUUACUCAGGGUACUACAUUACAUGAAACUCAAAAGCAGCAGUUGCUACAAUCUCUGAAAGAAACAUCUCAACAGCAUGUGAAGAGGAAUCGGUCUUGUCUGGAACCAUGUCUUCGACAACUGACAGCAAAUUUAGAUAAGUUAACAGAAGUGGAACGAAAGACACCAGAUACUGAGGAUCCAUUCAGCCUUUCAGCUAAAUCUGGUGCAUCCAUUGUACCUAAUUGUUAUUAUAUUGGUUAUCAGGAUAGUUCUGUACCUUUUCCACGGACAUCUGGAGCUAGAUUCUGUUCAGCAGGAUAUCUGGUCUGUUUUGGACGUCUUUCAUCCAGCAAGAAACCACUGACUGAGCGUACACCCAAGUCUCUCUCAGUGCUUGCUUAUUUACAAUCAUCAGGGAUAAGAUCUCCCCAGUCAACAUCUUCAUAUUCAGUAUUUUCACGAAGUCCUCCUACUUCGAGUGGGAUGUUUUCUAUCAGUAAUUAUUAUGCACAACGAGAAAGGCCAAAACGAAGUCGUCAACGAUGUCGCACUAGUAAAGACCUGACAGACUCCAAGGGAAGAGAUGCAGAGUUGAAGAAAAUGUCAAAGGUCAACCCAGUAAUUAUUUAUGAUAUUGCUUCCCUUCAAAUGCUGAACAAACAAUUGGCUGAAAAUUACAUAAUUAACUUGGAUGAUAUUCCAAAGAUGUGUAGUCAUAAUGGGAAUGUUGCUGCACAAGUUGGAAGAAAGGAUUUAAUUCAGAUGUGGUCCUUAUUAUCUUUAGUUGCUGGUGGUGGACAGGAACUCUCAAAGGAUCCUUAUGAUGGUGCCCCAUGGGCUCAACAUCCAUUUGGAAGGAAACUAAUUAAAUCUCUGCUUGACCAUUACAUGAGCUUAUAUGAUAUUCAAACACUGGCUAUGUUGAGUUGCAUGUUAUGGACAAAGUCCAUAGCUCAGAUUGUUAACCAGCCUCCUGCUUCUCCUCGACCAGAGAAAGAGAAUAUACCUCCAAAUAAUGAUUAUUCAAUCUUGGAGAGGGCCAGCAGCCCUGAUGACUGGAACAUAUUAUGUCUUGCUGGCUCUCCAAUAAGCCAAAAGAACUGGAUCAACCAUUCAGACAACGAUGCUGUCAGAUAUAGGAAAUAUUUUUUAAAACUUCUUCCUUUCUUUUUUAUUUCUUUCUUCCCCCUGUGGGCCUCUCCUCUUCCUCCUCCAUCCUGGGCUCUCUUUGUUACAUCCUCAUCCAGGCCUCUCUUCAUCCUUCCUUGCACCCCCCACCUGGGUCUCUCUCUCACUCAUAUCCCACCAUCAGAGUCCCCCCCCCAAAUCUAUGUCUGUCUCUCCCUUCCUUCCUUUACCCUCAAAUUUCAAUUUUUUCUUAAUUUUGUUCUCUUUUGCUUUAGGGAUAUUAUUAGAUUAAUAGUGGUUAUUCAAUCUUACAAUAUUCUUUGGACAUGUUUUCUUUGCCACACCAAAAUGUAA